AUGAGUGCUCCUACUCUACUUCGUCGCCGAGCAGUGGUCCGAAACAUCGCGUUCGGACUCUCCGGUGGUUUUGCAGCUUCCUAUAUUAUUGACAACCUCGACUCUGUACUAAAAGGCUGGACAAGGAUGGUUGUAGAUGUAGACCAACGUUUGCCUGGAUUGAUGACUCCUGAUUUUCGAAGUCGAUUGUUACUCAAGGCGGCGAAAAGAGUUCAUCGCGAUGGAAGCGAUCGCAAGUUCGUACAAGAAACUCUAUCUAACUUGGCCUUGGACGACUUGGCCAUCUACCUGGAAUCGUUAUCGUCUAUGGAUCAUCUACUCUCUGAUGCCGAGCGCGAUGAGCUAGUGAAAAAGGGCCUAGACAAUUGGGAUCACUGGAAGAACGAUGGUCGUUUUGAUGUCGACCAGCGAUCUAAGCUCACAGUUGAUCUGGCAUCGGUAGUGUCCAGGGACUUCACAUCGAGUAGUAGCGUGUACAAGCAAAUGGUCAGCAAGAUGCAAGGUCAACGAUCUCUGAAGCCUCAGCUUGAAUCGCCAAGGUACCACGACUUGGUGGAGUCCUUGGAAAAGAGAGUGAGGGAAUCUCGCGAAGGGCUAUGUCUGUGUACGGCGUUGUCGAAGGCUGGUGGGAUUAGCAGCGCUGAUUAUGAUAGAAUGGUCGCGGUUCAUGAUCAGCUGUAUGGGCACAUUCAAAGGAGGCAAUGUGGCCUGGCAGGGUUCGCUAUGGCUGCUCCAGAGAAGCGUGGAGAUUUCUAUCUUCGUAAUGUACCAGAUAGGUGGAAACAGUACGACCCGGAUCAUCCGCCGUACAAGUUUUUUCCUGGGCGAACGAGAUCUCAGACGAGACAAUGGUCGGGGGUGAUGUUCGUCGUUACUAUCGCUGUUGCAUAUAUCGCCUAUCAAUUGAAUGAAAAACGGCAGGCCAAAUUGGAGAAGUUCUUCGCGGAGCGAGAACAUGAGUUUCUCCUACCGGUCCAUCGAGAGGCUAUAUACUUACAGGAGGAAGCGUUGCAAGCUUCCGCGAUCCGAGCGAGGCGACGCGCGUUGGGAUUGCCGGACAGGGCUACAGGGUCGUGUGAGAUUCGCGAUGAUGAGCCGCUGGAAGGUGUUGAUGAUGAUGAUGAUGAUGAGGAGGAGUGA
Molecule: messenger RNA, 1140 nt
Organism: Perkinsus marinus ATCC 50983
Lineage: Eukaryota; Perkinsozoa; Perkinsida; Perkinsidae
Exons: 11
Coding region: 1-1140 (379 amino acids)
Source: RefSeq, a predicted model, not a curated record